Dioscorea cayenensis subsp. rotundata (Guinea yam) is the source of this 2279-nucleotide messenger RNA. RefSeq names its product rhamnogalacturonan I rhamnosyltransferase 1-like. Bases 495 to 2024 code for a protein of 509 amino acids. NCBI's taxonomy places the organism in Eukaryota, Viridiplantae, Streptophyta, Magnoliopsida, Dioscoreales, Dioscoreaceae. The record is from RefSeq and is a predicted model, not a curated record. The transcript has 8 exons. Gene Ontology annotation, cellular component: cytoplasm.
GAGAAGGGAAGAGAGAGAGAGAGAGAGAGAGAGAGAGAGAGAGAAUUUGGGUUUUAGUGCCUGAUUUCUCGGAAUUUUGUGCGUAGAUUGGUUGAAUUGGUCCACCAGAUCUGGGAUUUAUUUUGGGAAGAAGGGAUUGGGAGGUUUUUGGUAGUUUUUUUGACGUUUUUCUUGCGGUUUUUGGUCCAGGAUCGGCUGGAAACGGGUCUGGAAUUGGGGAGAUUGGUGAGGAGGUGUUGUUUUGGUUUGCCAGAUUGGAUUUGGAGUUGUUUGCAUGGAUUGCUGGGAAUUUGGAAGGAAAUGGUUGAUUUUUGGUGGGGGAUUGGUGGUAUUGGGGGAUUUCGGGGUGGAUGAUUGGUGUUUGAUGCUGCAUUGAUGGGAUUUGAAGGGAUUCUUUCGUUCUUCACAAUUUUGUUGGAAAAUUUCCUUUUUUUUUGAGAUUCCGGUGGAUUCAGCAAGUCAAAAUUGGUGAUUCUCUUUAUGGGUGAUCCGAGAUGUGCAGGCUAGAGAAGUGGCACAUGGGUUUGAAGGCGAAAGGGGAAGCGAAGGCGGAGAAAAGCAGAGGAUCCAUGGUUUCCAGGCCGAGAAUGAAGCUCUGGUUGAUCAGAGCUACUACUACGGUGCUUUUGUGGACUUGUGUUGUCCAGUUGACGGCCAUCGGAGAGAUGUGGGGGCCGAGAGUAUUGAAAGGGUGGCCUUCUUGCUUUACCCAUUCUGGUUUCCCCACUGGGAUUGAAAAGUCUUCUUCAGCCCUUUCCACUAUAAUUAGCAGAGAAAAUAUUGUGCUUCCACCAAAAAGAAUCUAUAAGAAUAAUGGUUAUUUGAUGGUUUCCUGCAAUGGAGGGUUGAAUCAAAUGCGAGCAGCGAUUUGUGACAUGGUUGCUAUUGCAAGAUACCUAAAUGUAACUCUGAUAGUACCAGAGUUGGAUAAAACUUCCUUCUGGAAUGAUCCUAGUGAGUUUCAGGAUAUUUUUGAUGUCGAUCAUUUUAUUACCUCGUUAAGGGAUGAGGUUAGGAUAUUGAAAGAAUUACCGCUGAGACUGAAGAAAAAGGUAGAGUUAGGAAUGCUCCAUUCCAUGCCUCCUGUUAGUUGGUCUGACAUCUCUUAUUAUAGUCAACAGAUUCUUCCAUUGAUACAUAAACACAAGAUAUUGCAUUUAAACAGGACAGAUACUCGGCUUGCCAACAAUGGUCUCCCUACAGAGAUUCAGAAACUUCGGUGCCGGGUAAACUAUAGUGCACUGAGGUUCACUCCUCAAAUUGAAGAAUUGGGAGCCAGAGUCAUUAAAAUGCUACGCCAAAAUGGACCCUUUCUGGUACUUCAUCUUCGAUAUGAAAUGGAUAUGUUGGCCUUUUCUGGCUGUACCCAUGGUUGCACCAAUGAGGAGGUGGAGGAUUUGACAAGAAUGCGCUAUGCAUAUCCUUGGUGGAAAGAGAAGGUUAUCAAUUCUGAUCUCAAGAGAAAAGAUGGUCUUUGCCCUCUAACGCCGGAGGAGACUGCCUUGGUUUUCCGGGCAUUAGAUAUAGAUCAGAAUGUCCAAAUAUAUAUUGCUGCUGGGGAAAUUUAUGGUGGACGUAGAAGGAUGGCUGCCCUCUCAUCUUCUUAUCCAAACAUUGUGAGAAAAGAGACCCUACUACAAGCUUCAGACCUUCAAUUUUUUCAGAAUCAUUCAUCCCAAAUGGCUGCAUUGGACUAUUUGGUCUCCUUGGAGAGUGAUAUCUUUGUUCCUACAUAUGAUGGGAACAUGGCCAGAGUUGUUGAAGGUCAUCGCAGGAUUUUAGGUUUUAAGAAGACUAUCCUAUUAGAUCGAAAGCUCUUAGUAGAUCUUAUAGAUCAGUACCAGGCCGGAUCUCUGAAUUGGGAUGAGUUCUCUGCUUCUGUGAAGGCAGCUCACGCGAAUCGAAUGGGAAUGCCUUCCCGAAGAAUUGUGCUUCCAGACAGACCCAAAGAAGAGGAUUACUUCUAUGCCAAUCCACAUGAAUGCCUCACACUCACUAUGCCAAAUGAUCGACAAACUGUGUGAAAUUCUCUUUCCUUACAAUGUGUUCUUAUAGAGCAUCAAUCUUCGAAUGUCAAUGCGGAGAUACAAAGGCUUAAAUGCCGACGGAGGAGGAAGCCGAAACUAAGAAUUGUCAAGCAGUUUGGGCUUGAUUAGUGGACUGCUGGAUACACAAGUUAUAAGCAUGAAUUGAUUUUUUUUUUUUCCUGAAAUAACUUGAUUCUUGUAUAGACGAUGAUUGAAAAGAGAUCGAGGAAAAAAAAAAAAGGAAAUUCGAGC